Racocetra persica is the source of this 1009-nucleotide messenger RNA. NCBI's taxonomy places the organism in Eukaryota, Fungi, Glomeromycota, Glomeromycetes, Diversisporales, Gigasporaceae. The record is from the annotation of a GenBank genome assembly.
AUGGUUUUUGAUCUUAGACUUAGUGUUAGAGUUUAUUGGAGGGAUUGGAUUUUACAAGAAGAAUUUAAACAUGAAACUUUAAGCAAAUGCUUUGAUAAUAUUUCCAAUAAUUCUGAACCGUCAAUUAUUUAUAAUAAUAUUUUAACUACUUUACCUCUCAGUUAUGGUUGGGAUUGUUACGAUUUUGCAAAAAGUAUAAAAUUAAAGCCUGGUCAACCUCGUGAAAAAAUAAUCUACCAUGCUUAUUGGCGUGCUGAUUUACGACCUUUUGGUGAUAAACAAAUCGCUACCUUAAAGUCAUUCUUUGCUACUCAAGACGCAAAUUUUUCAUCUCUUAUCCUUUGGACUAACGGAAAUCUUUCGACUGUUCCUUCUCUUAAUAUGUUGGUUGAACGUUAUUCCCAUCGAUUCAUAAUAAAACAUUAUGAUGUCCUAAGAGAAAGUAAAGGAACACCUAUGGAAAAUUCACCAAAUCUUGAAUUUAAAGAUAAACUUGCUUACCUUGAUGGUGACUUGAUUAGACUCCUUGUUUUAUACAAAUAUGGAGGUAUGUGGUUUGAUAUGGAUUCUCUUUUUAUACGUGAUUUAUCUCCACUCAUGGAGCAUGAAUGGCUUGGUCAAUGGGAUUGUUUUAUGCCAAAGGGUUAUCCUUUCAACGGUGCUUUUAUGAGAUUUCGUAAGAAUUCUCCUUAUUUAUGUGAACUUCUUUCCGAAAUGGCUAAUGGUCCUGUUCCUAGUAAAUCUUCGAUUGAUUGGGGUGGAAGAAUUUAUUAUAAAGUUUUUAGACGCUUAAUUCAAAAUGGAAAAAAACCAUUUGGAAUGAUUCCUUGGUGCUUUACUGAUCCUCACUUGUGUAAUCCGUACAAUUCAAUGCCUAAUGCUUUUGAUGAAUCUGAUUUUGAUAAGGAAAGAUUAUUACAGACAUUUGCUUUUCACUGGCACAAUCAAUGGGAUAAGGAAAAAGGGAGUUUAUUUAGAUUUCUAGAAGAAAGAAAUAAUGAGAUUCUGG